AUCUCAUUUUUAUUGCAACUUGAUCAAAUUCUAGUUUCAAAUCUGUCGAUUGUUAUUAUUAUCGUCAUGAAGAAUGUUAAUGAUAAUGUUUCAAUAAAUAAUGAAACUAAAAAUGGCUCUAAUGCAUUGAUUAAUAUUAUCACUAAACCGGAUAAUGUUGAAGAGGUUGCAUCCCUUUUAGAGUCAUACUUCGAAGGAAUCACUAGUCAAAACACAACAACUCAAACAAAUGAUUCACAAGUUUAUCAGAAAUCAACCGUCGUAAAUACACCUAUCGAAAAUGAACCAAUUGAGUUUACAUUACAAGAAGAUCUCGCUCUAAAUGGCCGUAACUUUGAAAACGAGUUAGCAGUUGAGGAGGAACCAAUAGAUUCUAAUUCAAUAUCUGAAUGGUCUCUUAAUGUAGGGGAACCAACGGAGUUAAUUGUUGUGAAACAAUUUGCUGAAUCAUUUGCAGCCGCGUUUGAAAAUGAAAUUGCAGAAAUAACAAACACUCCUUCGAGUUCGAAGAAACUCACAAAAACUCAAUAUCGCGAAAUCGCAGAAAAAUGCAGCGUUCAAGAAUGUUUAAAAUUAUCUAGUCAAUUCUUUGCAGACCCAACUUUAUUUAGUCUUCUUCGGCAAUAUUAUUCAAUUGAUGGUAACAAAGCGCAGAAUGGAGCGAAUUCUGGUUCUAUUACUUUACCUCUAUCAAGUACAGGAGAUACCGAAAGAAAUACAUCUCAGAAAAAAAACAAGAGCGGAGGUGUUGUAAGCCAUUCUCGGUCAUCGACAAGAAAAAGAAAGGCAGUUUCUGACGAGUGCAAUGUACAAGGAAAAGGCGGACAAGAAUCACCUCAAAGUAAUAAACGGAUUAAAUGCCAAAAUUGGAAGGAUGCUACACAAGAUUGUUCCAAUAGUGCCGCAUCUUCGUCACAGUCUGGAAUUUCAAAUACUAUUGUUCCAGUAGUACCAAUUUCUGCUAUCACUGCUGCUGCAUCCAGCUCAAAAGGUACAAAAACCCGCAAAGAUAUUGAUUCAAGUGAAAGACCAGAACCAUCAGCCAUGGAAAAGAGGUUUUGGGAAAUGGCAGCUUUAUUAGAUAAUUCUCCUUUGGCUAGUUUAAAUCCGAAAUAUCGAGCUUCGGCGCCAGCCAAGAAACGCAACGAUUUGAAUUAUGUUUCCUCAAUAACAAGUAAGAAGUCCGAUACUAUUAAGGAAAUUGAUACUAGUGGUAUUCCUGAAGUUGUCCUAUCCGUAGCAUUUUAUAAUCAAAGUAAUCCUUUAAACCGUUCACAGAACAACCCUCCAAGCCGUACCCAAGAAUUCUUAGUUCUUGGAAGCCAACCACUAACAGCACUGAGAGAUGCUUUUUAUUGUGUUAGUGACUUUUAUAAACAGGAAAUUUCUGAAUUACCUGCAUCAGUAAAUGCUUUGAAUUCACCUGAAGAGAAAAAAUCAGGUGGUUAUUUCUUCAUUGAAGACGUGUUUUACAAUGAUUGCAGAGAUAAAAAUGCAUUGGACUAUAGCAAGACAAUUGUUGAAUGGGUAAAUAAAAAUGAGCGUUACACUCAUCCAGGACUUGGAUUGUAUCAAAGAAAAAAUAUGGACGAAGUAACAUUUAGUGACCUUUCGAUAAGGUUAAAUCAACCUUAUCUCUUUGUUCAUAAAGGAGAUUGUGAACAUGCCAUAGUAUUCACAGAUUUGAGAUUAUGGCAUACAGCUGAUGGUCUUGAUGCAAACAUGUUCCCAAAGGCAAUAUUUAAAUGUAGGAUUAUCCGUCAUAAAUGUCGCAUGUGUAUUACACGGCCCGCAACACUUGUAUCAAUUAAUGAUUUUAUGGCUGGAGAGACUCCAGCCUAUUUUUGUGACAAAUGCUAUAAUGAGUAUCAUUAUGAUAGCAAUUCGAACCUAUUGUACGAUAAUUUUAAGGUAUUUCGCUAUGCUCAUGACUGAGAUUAGAACAUUAGAUUUGAGAACUUUGGGGUCUCUCGAUUUUCUGCUUCUUUGAAAACGUUCCAUAAGCAUAGUAUAAACAUUGAUAAAGUCAAUCAUUUAAACCAUCCUCUGUUACAACCUCCGGACAAAGCUGGCAGGUCUCGAACAUAAAUGAUAAAUCUGUCAAAAGUGUGCAAUAAAAUUUAUUAAAAAUGUAAUGUUAAAAUAAACGACCAAAUUAUUUGUAAAUUAACAUUUUACAUGUUAUUUAUAAGCAUUUUUAAAUCUUUAAGUAAACGUUUUUAUUAAUAUUAAAAUUUUAUUUGUUUCUUUGUUUCAAAUAAAUUUGUUUAUCUAGACUUAACUAAAAAGUUGAUAU
Molecule: messenger RNA, 2296 nt
Organism: Rhizophagus irregularis DAOM 181602=DAOM 197198
Lineage: Eukaryota; Fungi; Glomeromycota; Glomeromycetes; Glomerales; Glomeraceae
Biological process (GO): snRNA transcription by RNA polymerase III; snRNA transcription by RNA polymerase II
Cellular component (GO): snRNA-activating protein complex
Molecular function (GO): bent DNA binding; RNA polymerase II cis-regulatory region sequence-specific DNA binding; core promoter sequence-specific DNA binding
Source: RefSeq, a predicted model, not a curated record